UCAAUGAACAGUAUUCGAAGAGACACCGACGUGUUUGGACGCAGACGUGUUGUUGUGCAUAAGAUUCUGUUUUGUAAAAAUUGCCCGACCAAAAUAAUCGAUGGCAAAAUAAUAACCAAGUGAAUGUGGUGAAUCCAAACAGCAAUUAAACAACAUCGAAAAUGGCAUCAAACACUUUGAACGAUGAAUCAUGGAUCGCAGAAUUUUAUCAACAACUUUCAUCUGGUAUUCAUGUGUCCGACAAUUUGUUCAUCGAAUUUGAUCGCACGCAAAGUGAUAAAUCAUGCUUAAUUUUCGUUCAAAACCACACAUCGCAACACCAACGAUUGAUGUCCGUGCAUAUCGAUUUGCCGACAGUCAAAUUACGCGAGGAAUUGCCAAUACAAAUAGAAUCAAAAAGUGAUAUAAUACUCAAUGUCGAUGCGGCCUAUAUUCCGAAUAAGUUCUGUUCGGUUGCAAAAGUGUCUUUCAAUUUCGAAAAUAGUAAAAUUGUGCGGCGAUCAAUUCGAAUUACUUAUCGUCAAAAAGGACCGGUCAUUCCACGAAGCGAUUACGAUGCUCCGAUUGAAUUCAUUGAAUUGAUGUCUGACCAUCAAAUGCAUCACGACCAAUUGGUGGCCAUUUUGGAUUGUCAAAUAUCCACGAUGCAUGACAACUACGCACAUUUUUUUCAUUCGUUGUUGUAUUUAGAGGAAGUGGGACAGUUACAAGACUUUAAAAAUAAAUACAGUCAAACCAGAGCGGUAUUCAAUGACACCGAUCGUCGUCGAGAAAAUGGAAGAGACAUUCGAACAAAAUAUCCACGGGGUAUUUACGAUUUGCAAGUGAGCGAACUGUUUGAGACACGUCCUUCGCUUAAAAUUGGUGACAAAGUUAUUGCGCGUGCACAUUCUACGCUGACAAAAUACGAAGGCAUUAUUAUCAAAAUGAAAGACGAUGACUUGCUGAUUAUACAGUUUGGUGAUGAUUUCGUCAACACAUUCAAUCAUCUAGAUUAUUUUGUGGACUUUUCUGUAUCACGUUCAACCAUCAUUCGGCAACAUUUUGCUAUCGAUUUGGCUGUUGAAUUAUUUGGCAUCGAGUUUCUUAUGCCAAAUGGUGUCAGUUUGCGUGAAAAAAAUCGCACAAAUGUGCACAUGAAUAGAUGGUUCAAUGGCAAUUUGAAUUAUCAUCAACAAAAGGCAGUGAAACAAGUUCUACGAGGCAAUUUACUGAAUCCAUACAUCAUUGUCGGUCCACCAGGAACGGGAAAAACCACAACGCUCCAAGAAAUCGUUUUACAAAUAGCGACCAUAUUCAUGGACAGCAAAAUUUUGAUCAUUACUCAAAGCAACAGUGCCGCCAAUCUCAUAACCGAGCGUCUGGUUCAGGAAAAUUGGGAAGAUUCGCUUAAUUUAAUACGUUUGAUUUCGUUCAAUUACAAAAAUCGUCAAGAUCGUCAAAAUGCUGCACACCACAUGAUACCGAGUGCGAUUCGCGAUUAUUGUAAAGGCAUCGACGAUUUGGAGCCGGACAGAGAGAUGCGAUUCAUCGAACGAUUGGAACUAAUAAAGAAAUUUCGUGUUGUGAUUGGUACAUCAUCAACGAUUGCACAAUUGCUGGAAGGACACAAUCUUCGGAAUCACUUCACACAUGCCAUAAUCGAUGAAGCUGGUCAGUGCACCGAAAUAGACGUACUUGUGCCGAUGGUGCUUGUUGGCAAAGUGGGUCAAAUCAUAAUGGCAGGUGACCCAAAUCAAAUGCCACCUCUCGUCAUUAAUAAACACGCAAAUGAUCGUGGAUUAUCGAUUUCAAUGCUCAGCCGUCUUAUCGAAUGUUAUGCGGAAUUCGAUGAGGAUAAUGGUUUAUGUUUGAUUUCAAAAUUGGUCAAUAAUUACCGUUCGUUACCGUCAAUUUUGGAUUAUUGCAACACACUUUUCUACAAGUCAGAACUGAUUCCAAUGAUUCAUGAACGAGACAGUGACGAAGCCAGAAUAUUGAAACACAUGGUCGGCAUUUUUCCGGACAUUGAAAACGCUGGCGAUUAUGGAAUACAUUUUGUAAAUGUUGAAGAUGGUCACAAUCAAAAGAAGGAAACUUCAUGGUUCAACAUUGAAGAAGUUCAGGUGAUGAGACAAAUUGUCGUAAGUCUGCUGGGAAAACUGAAGGCUUUUGGAUUAAAUGGGGAAGAAAUUGGUAUCAUAACACCGUAUGCCAUGCAAUCACGAGCUCUGAAAAAGUGCUUCGAAAGCAUUUCAGAUGACAUAAGAAUUGGUACAGUGGAAGACUUUCAAGGCUUAGAACGACAAAUAAUUUUGAUAUCGACGGUUCGAACAUGCCAAGCCGCUGCCAUAAUCGACACAACCAGAAGAUUGGGCUUCGUUAAAUGUCCAAAACGUAUCAACGUAGCUAUGUCACGCGCACGUGCAAUGGUAAUUGUAGUCGGAAAAGCAGAGCUACUGUCACGCGAUAUGCAUUGGAAGAACUUGAUCGAAGGAUGCAAACAGCAGAAUACGUACCGAACCAUGAAUGGACGAAAACCUUACUAAAACUCAUGGCGAAUUUCAAUUGCUAUUAAACUACGUUUCCUAAUGAUUCACAGCACUUUUUUAAUGAUUUGAAAGCAAACACAAAUUCUGAAUUAAAACAUAUUGAAUAGACAAAAGUAUGAAAAACUAUUAAAAUACGUAAUAAAAAACAUUUGC
Contarinia nasturtii (swede midge) is the source of this 2684-nucleotide messenger RNA. RefSeq names its product probable RNA helicase armi. The record is from RefSeq and is a predicted model, not a curated record. Gene Ontology annotation, biological process: regulatory ncRNA-mediated post-transcriptional gene silencing. The transcript is spliced from 6 exons. Bases 162 to 2528 code for a protein of 788 amino acids. Lineage: Eukaryota; Metazoa; Arthropoda; Insecta; Diptera; Cecidomyiidae. Gene Ontology annotation, cellular component: P granule; cytosol. Gene Ontology annotation, molecular function: helicase activity; ATP hydrolysis activity.